GUGCUGCCACAGCAACAACAAACCAAAGCCGUAAACAAAUCGCAUUCCGGAAUCUAAUUACCCAUAAAAUUAGCCCCCAAGCCCACCCCUACCAACGGCCAGCACCAUGUCCGGCAAGGACGAUCGAUCCAAGGAAAAACGCAGGAACAUGAAGCAGUACGGCGGCCAUCACCACAAAAAGGAGCCGGGACGUUCGACCACGACUUCGUCGGGCUCCCCGCCGCCCACCUCGCGACGCAGCAUGGUGGAUGUGGCGGACUCCAGUGAUGAGCCGCGAUUCGCACGACGUGGCAACUGGCAAUCAGGAGGCGCUGGCGCUGGAACUGGUGGCGGCAGAUCCUCUCUGGCUCCGCAGCGUAAUAGGAAUCUGCUGGACACUCUGCCCAGCGACAUGGAUGAUGUGGAGCAACUGGAGGGAGCACCACCCAUUGAUGAAAACGCCAGAGCGCAGUUGCGAGCCGGAGACUACAAGCAGAUGUCACAGUUUCCGAGUCUCGGCGGUGCCCACUUCACCUUCGGUUCGGAAAAGGAGUGGACCAGCGUCGCAGAGGGUCAGACGAAGCUCAACACCAAGGCGGCCGGUGGUUACUUCACCCUGAAUCUGAGCCGCUUGAAUGCCGGCCUCCAAACGAUUCCCUUCUACAAGCGCAUGGACUAUCCAUCGAGCUUUUUUACUCGCCAGCAGAUUGCGGCCCAGGAGCAGGCCGCCGAGAAGGCAGAAGCGAUCUACCAGCAGCGUAUCCUCCGUGAAUCGAACGGUAGUAGUGCUAGGAAGGCUUCAGCCAAGGCAGCUGAAAAGCCAGCGGUUACAACCACACCAGCUCUGGAUAAUGAUCCGGACGAGUUGGACGAGCUACUGGCCAUGACAAGUUCCCAGAUGGACAUCAGCUCUGGCAUAGGACCCAUCACCAUGCCAAUGCCUAUGCCCAUGCCAAUGCCGAUGCCCAUGGUGCAGCCAGCCACUCCCUCAUCGGCGGCAAGCAAAAACGAGGUGGAGCAGUGGCUGGAUUCCGUGUUGGAUGAAUGAACGGAAGGAAACCCUCGUCCAGAAGGAGACUAUCACUUCCAAACUAUGUAGAUUUUUAAUAGAAAUUGCAAUGCUUAAAUAGGCCAUUAAAAAUCACCAAGUGCUUAGCUUUAAAGACUAA
Drosophila bipectinata is the source of this 1148-nucleotide messenger RNA. RefSeq names its product Apoptosis and caspase activation inhibitor (gene Aven). Gene Ontology annotation, biological process: negative regulation of G2/M transition of mitotic cell cycle. Lineage: Eukaryota; Metazoa; Arthropoda; Insecta; Diptera; Drosophilidae. The record is from RefSeq and is a predicted model, not a curated record.